This is a messenger RNA of Galendromus occidentalis (western predatory mite), 629 nucleotides long. RefSeq lists its product as uncharacterized. The transcript has 3 exons. Lineage: Eukaryota; Metazoa; Arthropoda; Arachnida; Mesostigmata; Phytoseiidae. The record is from RefSeq and is a predicted model, not a curated record. Bases 68 to 454 code for a protein of 128 amino acids.
CUUCCUGUUGGGAGCGUGGUCAGCGUUCAAGCUCUCAGUAAGAGUUGCAGCUUCUGCUCGGGAUCCGAUGGAAGGCCACAACUGUAACGGUUACGAGCAUCAGUGCGACUGGUUCUACCCGUACGAAUCCUGUGCGAGCGCCGGUUUCGUGGAAGAUCACCAAGAUUGCUACGAUUCCCGCUCGCUGCAAUGUUUCCAGAAUCGUCGCUUGAGCGUGAAUGAGCACUUCGUCCACCAGGAAUACACGAUGCCCGUCGGUCGCUACAAUCGUCGCUCGUCGGUGACUUACAGCUCGUCAACCUAUUCGCUCCCUAGCACUUGCUUCACUCAGUGGCAGCAGCCCUACACGUGCGCCGGGUACGAAUCGCAGCACUGCUGCGCCUGCAGCGAGGAAGCUUCGGAAUCGGACAGCGAGGCCGAUUACGCGCCGUGCGGACGACGGCGCGGGGUGUGAGGGAGAGCCAAGCUCGGGGAACAUGCUGCAAGAUGCCGAUGAUCUGCCGAUGGUACUGGAAGAUUUUCAGAAAUCGCACUCAAACCUAUCGCCUGCCGAGAUCAUAGCUUGUUGCUCGCUCCAUCGUCUCCGAUCGGAUCCAAUCCCAUCCGGCGCGUUACUCCUUCCGCUCCGU